AUGGCGCCAGUUCUAGGCAAACGAAAGGCGAGGCCGGUGGACAGAGAACCCGCUACCGAGCCGGAAGAUGCCCAAGCCAUCUUCCGGCGGCACUUCGAAGCGCAAUUCAAGCCGCUGCCAGUCGCUGCUAAGCCGGCCCUGGCAGCUGGGUCAGAGGAUGAGACGGACUCAGAUGGGGAGGAUUCCGAGUGGGAUGGCAUCUCAGAUGAGGACGAUGACGAGACGGGCCAAGUGGAGAUCAUCGACCACGCAUCAUCUACGGAUUCGAAGAGCGCUCUGUUGUCCUCGAUGACCAAGCGGGAGCUGAAGGCGUUUAUGUCCUCCCGCCCACCCCCCGACCCAACCACAGAAGCCCUCAAAGCCUCCCUCCAGAAACCCACCCCGAGCGCCGACGCCCAAGACGAAGACAGCGCCACCUUCCUAGCCAACGACCUCGCCCUCCAGCGCCUCAUCUCAGAGAGCAAGAUCCUCUCCGACCACAACGCCACCCUCUUUUCCUCCUCCUCCGCCUCCACCUCCGCCUCCGCCUCCGCCUCCGCCUCCGCCUCCGCGACCGGCAGGACAAGAUCCAAGGGCUACGCAGGCGGCCGCCUCCGUCUGCAGACGACGGACCUGCGCGUGCGCGCCCUCGGCGGCCGCGACAGCCUCAAGGCGCUCUCGCAGCGCGGCGCGCCCAUGGCGAUCCGGAAGGGCAUCGCCGGGGCCGCGGCCGCGCGCGAGGCCAAGCGGCGCAGGGAGGCGCGCGAGAACGGCGUCGUGCUCGAGAGGGAGGCUCCGCCGGCGGAACGGGCUCCUGCGCGUCGGACGCGCUCCCGGUCGUCGGCGGCGGUCGACUUACCCGCUGUUGGGAGGUUGCGGGGCGCGGAGCUGAAGUUGAGCAAGAGGGACAUUAGGAGUAUGGAGGGGGGUGAUGCGGCUGGGAGGGGCCCGUUGAAGAAGAGGAGGAGGAGGUGA
Molecule: messenger RNA, 954 nt
Organism: Phialemonium atrogriseum
Lineage: Eukaryota; Fungi; Ascomycota; Sordariomycetes; Cephalothecales; Cephalothecaceae
Exons: 3
Coding region: 1-954 (317 amino acids)
Biological process (GO): maturation of SSU-rRNA from tricistronic rRNA transcript (SSU-rRNA, 5.8S rRNA, LSU-rRNA)
Cellular component (GO): nucleolus
Source: RefSeq, a predicted model, not a curated record